Paecilomyces variotii is the source of this 1575-nucleotide messenger RNA. Its product is annotated as aspartic peptidase domain-containing protein. The record is from RefSeq and is a predicted model, not a curated record. The coding region runs from base 93 to 1385 and encodes 430 amino acids. Gene Ontology annotation, molecular function: aspartic-type endopeptidase activity. The transcript is spliced from 3 exons. Gene Ontology annotation, biological process: proteolysis. NCBI's taxonomy places the organism in Eukaryota, Fungi, Ascomycota, Eurotiomycetes, Eurotiales, Thermoascaceae.
GCUCUGAUACGAUCAACCUACCCCGUAUCCUACAAGUAGUACUCUACUUCAAUACCAACCCACCGUAUCUUUAUUAUCAGUCCCAAAACACCAUGGCUGGCAGAAUCAGGCUCAUCGCCAAUCCCAACUAUCGCCGCUCUGGCACCAAGUCUUAUGUCCAUGCCAUGCGCAAAUGGGGCUUCGCGCCCACCAUGGAAGGCCCCUACUUUGUUGCGAGCCGUAUCCAGCAGACUGGCAGGCAGUAUACAGACAAGCCCGUGGGAGGCAAAGCUCGCAUUGUCCAUAAGCUGCAGAAGAAGAGCGGUGAUAAGACGGGAGAUGUCCCGGCCGAGGACGUGCAGAAUGACUCGGAGUAUCUGGCCGAGGUGGGCAUCGGUACCCCUGCUCAGAACCUGAAGCUGGACUUCGAUACUGGUUCAGCGGAUCUUUGGGUCUGGUCGACGGAACUGCCCUCUAGUAUCACGGCUCAGGCCCAGGGCCAUACUAUUUUUGACCCCAGCAAGUCCAGUACGUUCAAGACCUCUCAGGGCGAGACGUGGCAGAUCGCCUAUGGAGACUCCUCCACUGCUUCGGGUUCUGUUGGCACGGACAAUGUCAAUAUCGGAGGUCUUGUCAUCAAGAACCAGGCCGUCGAGCUGGCCAAGGAGAUCUCUACUCAGUUUCAGCAAGGUUCAGGAGACGGUCUGCUGGGCCUCGCCUGGGGUAACAUCAACACGGUCAAGCCCACUGCUGUCAAGACGCCGGUCGAGAACAUGAUCGCGGAGGAUGAGAUCCCUCAGUCGGCCGAGCUCUUCACGGCCAACUUGGGUUCGUGGCGCGACAAGAAUGAUCCCGACAAGGGCGAGUCGUUCUACACUUUUGGCUACAUCGACCAGGACGUAGUCAAGGGCCAGGAGAUCUAUUACGCCCCGGUGGACAACAGCCAGGGCUUCUGGCAGUUCGACUCCACCUCGGCUACUGUCAAUGGCAAGACCAUCACGCGCUCGGGGAACAAGGCCAUUGCCGACACAGGUACCACUCUCGCCCUUGUGGAUGAUGAGACCGUCAAGGCCAUCUACGACGCCAUUCCUGGGGCUUCCUAUGAUUCGGACAGCCAGGGAUAUAUUUACCCGAGCGACACCCCGGCGGACAAGCUGCCUACUGUCACCUUUGCCGUGGGUGACAAGCAAUUUACCGUCCAGAAGGAGGACCUCGGGUUCGCAGAGGCCAAGUCGGGCUACGUCUAUGGCGGCAUUCAGAGCCGUGGUGAGAAUCCUUUCGAUAUCCUGGGUGACACUUUCCUCAAGAGCGUCUAUGCGAUCUUCGAUGUUGGCAACAAGCGCUUCGGAGCCGUGCAGAGGACGGAACCAACCCAGAACACAUCUGCGCCCCCGUCCCAGGAGUAAGUUGGCUAGCGGUUGCUGGCCAUCUUUUCCUGAAUGAUGCGCGGCUCUGUGGGGUUCCGCGUAAUCUGACCUGAAUGUUUUUACUGCUGGCAGGAUUCGUGAGGUUCAUGUGAUAUGCCCGGAUGGUGGUUAAUGAUGGUAUAGCUAGUCAUGAGAUUGUCUAUUGAUGCAAUAUAUCUUAAUGAAUCCU